CCCACAGCUCGCCCCCUGCUGCCGCGAACGCGUUCGAACGAGACGGCUCCACCUCCUGGGCUUCUCAGCCAGGAAGGAAGAGGGGACAGGCGAGCAAAGGGACCUUCCCGUUCCCAGCUCCACGAGCCCCCACCCCCCGCCCCGCCGCAGCCCCUGGGCUCGGCGGCGGGCUCCCUGGGCCCCAGGGGGCGGAUCGGGCUCCCCUGGGGUGGGGAAAAUCGUUCCCCCCUCCCCGCUCCCCCGCGCUGGUCAGCAUUGGCCUAUGGAUGACCCCUGGAGCCAUGGAGCCCGUCCUGCAGUGCUGGGAGGCGGUGAGCGUCAAGGUGGAGGGAGAAAAGCCCAGUGCCACUGGGGAAGCCCAGCAGGGGGUGCUGGCUCUGAGCCCCUACCCCGGGGCUGCAUGCCCACUGGGCUGGGCUCUGAAAGAGGAGCCGGAGUUCCAGCAGGAAAUGGUAGGUGAUGGUGAAAGUCUGGGAUGGGAUCCGGCGCAGAAAGAUCUGGAGAAGGCUGAACUGCACCAGCUCUUAUCGAUAGUGGAUGUCCCCCAAGUAGAGCUGGGUGAGGAGCUGUCUGGAGGACCUGAAGGAACCGUUCCCCAAGUGGAUCUGCUUAGGACGGUCUCUGGAGGGUCUGAAAGAGACAUUCCCCAACUGGAUCUUUGUGAGAUGUUCUCUGGAGGAUCCGAAGGAGAUGUUCCCCAUAUCAAUCUGUGUGGGAUACCCUCAAGAGGCUCUGCAGGGGAGGUUCCCCAGGUGGAUUUUCAUGGAAUGCCCUCAGGAGGAUCCGAAGGGGACGUUCCCCAAGCGGAUCUGCGGGGGACGUUCUCUGGAGGGUGGGAAGAGGUGGACAUGCAGCAGCGGGGGGACCCUCCAGGGAGGAGCCAGGAGAAGCCAGCCCAGCAUGGCAGCCUCCCUGCACCGGCCCCGGAGAAACCUUACAAGUGCUCUGUGUGCGAUAAAAGCUUUGGGCAGAGCUCCCACCUCAUCCAGCACCAGGUGUCACACACGGGCGAAAAGCCUUACAAAUGUCCCGAGUGUGGCAAAGGCUUCACUUGGAGCUCAGCGCUGGCCCAGCACCGGCGCAUCCACCGCGGCGAGAGACCUUUUGUCUGCCCAGACUGCGGCAAAAGCUUCAGCCAGAGCUCCAACCUGAACACCCACCAGCGCACCCACACGGGCGAGAAGCCGUUCGUCUGCCCAGAUUGUGGGCGUAGCUUCAGCCAGAACUCCAACCUGGCAGCCCACCGGCGCACCCACACCGGCGAGCGCCACUACCGCUGCUACGACUGUGGGCGGGGCUUCUUGGAGCGGGCGGCGCUGGCCGAGCACCAGCAGGGCCAUGCUGGGCAUCGGCCCUACACCUGCGGGCACUGUGGCAAAGCCUUCGGGCAGAGUGCCAAGCUGGCCCAGCAUCAGCGCAUCCACACCGGCGAGCGGCCCUUCCGGUGCGAAGAGUGCGGCAAAGGCUUCAAUGACGGCUCCUACCUGGUCAAGCACCGGCGGGUCCACACCGGCGAAAAGCGCUACCGCUGCCCAGUGUGUGGCAAAACCUUCAGCCAGACCUCCAACCUCAUCACCCACCAGACCACCCAUACUGGAGAAAAGCCUUUCCGAUGUGGGGACUGCGGGCGUAGCUUCAUCCGCCAGGCUCACCUGGCUGCCCAUCGGCGCACUCACACGGGCGAGCGGCCGUACCAGUGCACCCAGUGCGGGAGGUGCUUCUCCCAGCGCUCCACCUAUGCCCAGCACUGGCGCACCCACACCGGCGAGCGGCCUUACCGCUGCCCCGACUGCGGCCGGGGAUUCAGCCAGAACUCCAACCUGGCGGCUCACCGGCGCAUCCACACCGGCGAACGUCCCUACCAGUGUGGCCAGUGCGGCCGGUGUUUCGUCCAGAGCUCUGCCUUCACCCAGCACCAGAAGACCCACAAGAAGAGGCGGGACUCCUGCUCGGCUGUGCAAAUCGCCCAGCCGCUGGGGCGGGGGCAGGGGGGGGGCCCAGUCCCCAGCGCCGAAAUCCCCCUCCAAAGGGGGGGGAUUGCAAAGGGAGCCGGGGUGCGGGGGGCUGCAAUGGAGGAGUGGGCUCUGCUGGAUGAGAGGCAGAGGGAGCUCUACCGGGACGUCAUGCAGGAGAACUAUGGGGACGCCAUUUCACUGGGAUUUCCCGUUCCCAAACCGGCUGUGAUCUCCUGGAUGGAGCGCGAGGAAGAACCAUGCGACCCAGAUCUCCAGGGCUCUGAGGAACAGGAGAUCCCAGCAGGUGACGGGACGGCGAGCGACAACGAGGAAGAGGAGGUGGCCGAGCCUUCCCGGCAGGAAGAAGAGUCUCCAGGGCCGGAAGCCCCCAACCGCCCCGACUGGGCCGAAGCCUGCGAGAGCUUGUGCCGGCCCCCACAGCGGGGGGGCCGCUGGGGCCCGUAUGCCCGACGGCGGCGCGUCAGCGCCACCCCCCGGGCCGAACCUCGCUUCUUCGACUGCCCCGACUGCGGGAAACGCUUCACGCUCAGCUCCCACCUCAUCCGGCACCAGCGGGUGCACACCGGUGAGCGCCCCUUUGCCUGCGGGGUGUGCGGGAAGAGCUUCUCGCAGCGCUCGGACCUGGGCCGCCACCAGCGCACCCACACGGGCGAGAAACUCUACCGCUGCACCCAGUGCCAGAAGAGCUUCAGCGAGAGCUCCCACCUCAUCCGCCACCAGAUCAUCCACUCCGGUGAGAAGCCCUUCAAGUGCAACGUCUGCGGCAAGAGCUACGGCGACAGCUCCUACCUGGCCGUCCACCAACGGGCCCACACCGGCGCCCGCCCCUACCGCUGCCCCCUCUGCGGCAAAAGCUUCGGACGCAGCUCCACCCUCAUCCGUCACCAGCGCGUCCACGCGGGCGACGGGACGCCCCCGGAGGGCCAGCCUGCCCUGCCCGGGCCCCCACCAGCCCCGCGGCCCAAUGCCCGCCACCUCCGGAUAGUGGGGUGGCAGUGGGGUGUGGAGGCUCCAGUUAUGCCUCCCACUCUAGCCCAGAAUCUGCUUGUGUCCCUGGCCCUGGUCCAGCUGGCCCGGCCUGACCCCAAUCCCAGUGCUACUACCAUCUCUCAGACCUACAACCUGGCCCGACUGCUGCAGGCCAACACCACGAAGCUGCUCAACACCUACCUGAACACCCAGGGCUCCCCAUUCAGUGACCCCGGUUUCAGCGCCCUGGGGCUACGGUGGGCAGGAGUGCCGGUGGCCACCUUCCCGUUCCUGGCCUGGCGCACCAUGGGCGACGCGGAGCGGCUGGUGCAGAACUACGGGGCGUACGCCACCUUUGACGCCUUCCUCCAGCUGGUGUGGGAUGACCAAGAUGAGCUGUGCCCCGACUGCUCUGAGCUGCUGGCCAUGCUGGGCACUGCCCGGGCCCGGACGCGAGGUCUCCUGGCCAACCUGACCUCCAUUAUGGCUGCCAUGGGCAUCCCGGUGCCCCUGGCCACAGACCCCUUGACCUCAGAGGCAGCCGGGGUGGGGGCAUUUGAGAAGAAGUGUCGGGGCUACGUGGUAUGCCGGGAAUUCCAUGGCUGGGUGGACCGGACUGUGCGUGACUUCACCCUGCUCAAGGCCAAGCCCCAGCUCUGCUCGCGGAAGCCGGGGAGUUUUGCUUCCGCUCCGCCCUUUCGCAGCGAGCUGAGCCGAGCCGAGCCGAGCUGCGCUCCGGCCUGGCCCCCAGGACCGGGGCGCACGGUGCGGGCCGAGACCCGCAGCCGGGCCAAGGAUGACAUCAAAAAGGUGAUGGCGGCCAUCGAGAAAGUGCGCAGAUGGGAGAAGCGCUGGGUGACUGUGGGUGACACGUCUCUGAGGAUCUACAAGUGGGUGCCCAUUGUGGACCCCCGGGAUGAGGAGAAACGGCGACUGGCCAGCAGUGGGGAGCGGCACAAGGGCCGGGAGAGAAGGGGGCGUGUGCCCAGCCCCCGGGCCAACCCUGCCCUCCUCAUGCUGGACCUGAACGAUGAGAACAGCAACCAGAGCUCAUUGUCUGAGACCUCCCUGGCCAAGGGGGGAGACACAAGCUCCAGCCCCACCCCCGACCGCAGCCAGACGGCGACCCCCACCCCGCUGGGGGAACUGAAAGCGGAGGACUCGCAGCCCCCCAUGCUGGGGCAGGAAGGGGACUCUGGGGUGUUGCUGCUUGAAGGGACGGAUGAGCCCCCCAUGCUGACCAAGGAGGACCCUGUUCCAGGCCUACUGGAGUCACAGGGGCAAGAGGAUGCACCCCCCUUUGAGAUGGCCCCAACCUUCCCGCAGCCGGUGCUGGAAGAAGAGGAUGAUGAGUCCAUGGGGGCACCUCCCCUGAAGCGCAUCUGCCCCGAGGAGCAGGAAUUGGCAAAUCCGCUGAGCUCGGCCAAAGCACAAGUCCAGAAUAUCCUCCCCGUGGCUCAGACACCUUCUGAGAUGUUGUCGGCCGACCCUGCCUCCCCGGGCCCGGCGCCUGGCCACCCCGGGGGGAGCCCGGAUCAUGGGGGCCGCUCUGCGCUCGGGCAGCCUGGGGGCAUAGCCCUCCCCCGCCCCGGGCAGCGCCGGCCGGAGGAUUAUCCCGAUUCUUCCCCCGCUGUGACCUCCCGGAUGGAGAGAGGGGAAGAGCCGAGCGUCCCGGAUCUCCAGGGCUCCGAGGAAAGGGAGAUCUCAGGAGCAGAGCGGACGUCACCGGAGGACAAACCUCCCAAGGACUCCAAGCUCGCCGGCCCCAAGUGGCCGUGGGAGAACCUUUCCUGGACCCAAGCGGGCCGCCCGCCCCGCCUCGAGCCCCCAUCCUCCUCCGCCCGGCCCCCUGCCCCGCUGCAGCGCAAGGGCGAGCGCCCCUACAUCUGCAACGAGUGCGGGAAGAGCUUCACCCAGUGGUCCAAGCUGGUGCGGCACCAGCGCAUCCACACGGGCGAGCGUCCCAACACCUGCACCGAGUGCGGGAAGAGCUUCACCCAGAGCUCCCACCUGGUCCAGCACCAGCGCACCCACACCGGCGAGAAGCCCUACCGGUGCUCCGAGUGCGGGAAGAGCUUCAGCUGGAGCUCCAACCUCAUCCAGCACCAGCGCACCCACACCGGCGAGAAGCCCUACCAAUGCGGGGAAUGCGGCAAGGCCUUCAGCCAGAGCACCAACCUCAUCAAGCACCAGCGCUCCCACACUGGCGAGAAGCCCUACCAGUGCGGUGACUGCAAGAAGAGCUUCUACCGCAGCUCCGACCUCAUCCAGCACCAGAUCACCCACACUGGCGAGCGGCCCUUCAAGUGCGCCCAGUGCGGUAAAGGCUUCACCCAGAGCGCCAACCUGGUCAAGCACCAGAAGAUCCACGCCGGGGAGAAGCCCUUCCGGUGCACCGAGUGCGGGAAGACCUUCAUCCAGAGCUCCGAGCUCAUCCAGCACCAGCGCACCCACACCGGCGAGAAGCCCUACGAAUGCCUGCAGUGUGGGAAGAGCUUCGGGCACAGCGCCACACUGGUCAAGCACCAGCGGCUUCACAUGGGGGUGGAGCCCUACAAGUGCCCCACCUGCCACAAGACCUUCGGGCUCAGCUCGGCCCUGGCCCGCCACCAGCGCUGCCACACCGAGGAGCGGCCCUACGCCUGUACCGAGUGCGGGCAGAGCUUUAGCCUCAGCUCCAACCUCACCCUGCACAUGCGAAUCCACCGGGGUGAGAAGCCCUACCGGUGCGGGGAGUGCGGGAAGAGCUUCGGUAUGAGCUCCACCCUGAUCCGGCACCAGCGGAUCCACACCGGCGAGAAGCCCUACCAGUGCGCCGAGUGUGGGAAGAGCUUUGUCCGCAGCUCCCACCUCAUCCAGCACCGCCGCACCCACACCGGCGAGAAGCCCUACCGCUGCGGGGAGUGCGGCAAGGCCUUCAGCCAGAGCUCCAACCUCAUCACCCAUGAGCGCAUCCACAUGGAGGAACGGCCCCACGUGUGCCACGAAUGUGGCCAGCGCUUUGCUGAGGAAGAGGGGCUGCGGCGGCACCAGGAGGAAGGGCAUAGUGGCGGGGCGGGAAGCAGGGGGCUCGGGGAGAGCCAGGAGACUUGUAUCUGCAAUGAUUGCGGGGAAAGCUUUGGAGAUAGCUCGGCGUUGGCCAAGCACCAGGAGAUCCAUGCGCCUUGUAUCUGCAACGACUGUGGGCAAAGCUUUGGAGAUAGCUCCGCGCUGGCCAAGCACCAGGAGAUCCAUGCCCCUCGCAUCUGCAACGAUUGCGGGGAAAGCUUUGGAGAUAGCACAGCAUUGGCCAAGCACCAGAUAACCCAUGGGUCUUGCAUCUGCAAUGACUGUGGGCAAAGCUUUGGAGAUAGCUCCGCAUUGGCCAAGCACCAGGAGAUCCAUGCCCCUUGCAUCUGCCCGGAAUGCGGGCAGAACUGUAAGGACAGCGCAGCCCUGACUCGGCACCAGAUCACCCACAUGCGUGAAAAGCUUUACAAGUGCCCCGACUGUGGGCAAAGCUUUGGCGACAUCUCUGCCCUCACCCAGCACCAGAGGAACCACAUAAGGGAAAAGCUGAGGUGCCCGGACUGCGGGCAGGGGCUUGGGGCGAGCUCGGCUCCGGGGGCCCACCAGAGAGGCCGCGCCCCGGUCAAGCCCUUCCACGACUGCUUGGCUGCUGGUGCCCACGAAAGAAGCCGUGCCGAAGGGGAGCCCGUCCGUGACGGCUCAGAGCUUGGUGUCCACGAAAAAGGCCACCCCAUGGCGGAACCGUCCCACGUGGCUCUGGGUGUCCAUGAAAGAGGCCGGCCCGCGGCAGAUCCCUUCUCCGACGGCUCAGCCAGCAGCGGCCGCCCCGGCUCGGGUGAAAUGGCUAGUCUCAUCCAGCGCCCGGCCACCAAACCCUACAAGUGCCACGACUGUGGCCAGAGCUUUGCCGAGGGCUUGGGUCUCUCCCGCCACCUGGCCUCCCACCCUAAGCCCUUCCGGUGCCCGGAGUGUGGGCGCGGCUUCCCGGAUGCACCAGCCUUGGCCCAGCACCGGGAGUUCCACGCUGGAGGGGAGCUGGCCGGGGCCGGGGAGAAGAGCCGCAAGAGAUGUGCCGAGAUCUCCGCCGUCCUCUUGCGCCAGGGAAACCACGUGGCUGGGCGUGGCCUGAGGAGCCACGCGGCAGACAACUCCCUUCCUCCGGGCGGCUCGGCUCUGGCUCGGCCAUGCCUCCAGCCCUCGGGCCGCGGUCUGGCCAUGGCCAGCCGCCGGGAUGGGGGGAUGUCUCUGGCGCGGCCCGAAUGUGGCAAAGGCUCCCAGGGGGGUUCUGUGCUUCUACAGCACCUCCAGAACCACGUGGGGGACAGGGUGUGAGGCCCCCGGGGGCACCUGGCGAGUUCAUAGCUAGAGACUGGGCUUGGGGGGAGGGAGGGAUGUAGACAAAGGAGGGAGGAGGGUGCCUGCUGGAGUAAGGAUAGCUGGAGGGGCGUGAAGGUUUGAGGGCCCUGGGGCAGGAGGCUGGGGGCGAGAAUGAGGAGGUUGGUGGAUGUGGGGAUGGUGGUCUGGGAAUCUGAUUUGGCAAUGGGAGAGGUUGCUUUAGGAUCUAGGGGAUCUGGUUUUGUGGGGAUCAUGUUGGAAUCUGUGGGAGCCUGGUUUUACAGGGGUUUCUGCUGGGAUUGGGGGGGCUGGUUUUGCAGGGGGUCAUGCUGGGAUAUGGGGGGGCUGGUUUUGCAGGGGGUCAUGCUGGGAUCUGAGGGGGCUGGUUUUGCAGGGGGUUUGUGCUGGGAUCCCGGGGGGCUGGUUUUCCAGGGGGUUUAUGCUGGGAUCUGAGGGCGGUGGCAGGUUUUGCAUGGGACUGGGCUGAGAUAUAACAGAUGGAUGUGACUUAGAUCAUGUUUGGCUCUGUUUGGGGGAUCCGAUUUCAUUAUGGGGGACUGUGAGCCAUCCCUGGAUGGUGUCGCUUUGCAGCUGUUCCCCAGCUGCCCCCCCUCAGAGGUGGCUGCAUCUCAGUGCUGGGUGAGUCAGCCCCAUGUGGCUGUUACCCAACUCCCCCAGAGACAAAAUACUUCCUCUUCUAUCCAUUUUGAAUUUAUCUUGGCUCCUCUCCCAGCCACUGGCUCCCAUUUGGCCUUUGUCUGCUAGCUCCAAGAGCCCUCUGUUCUCACAAACCUCCUCAUUUAGGUGCUUAUAGGUUGGGAUCACGUCACCCCUCCAGUCAGCUGAAGUCUCUUCCUCUGCAUGGGAGCCUUUCCAGGCCUCGAGUCAAUUGCGGGAGACAAUGUGGCCUAAUGGGUAGUGCACUGGCAGCCAGGACUCCUGGGUUCUAUCCCCAGCUCUGGGAGGGGAGUGGGGUAUAGUGGUUAGAGCAGGGGGGCUGGGAGCCAGGACUCCUGGGUUCUAUCCCCAGCUCUGCCGGUGACCUUGGGACAGAUCACAUCACCUCUCUGUGCUUCAGUCUCUCCAUCUGUAAAAUGGGGCUACAUAUACCAACAUCCUUGGUGAAGGUCUUUGAGAUCUCAUCCCCCAAUCCUUUCCCAUGCGGGCCACUCGCUUACACGUGUAUUUCGUCUCCUGGCCUGGGAGGAACUCAGCUGGGAACCUUCCCCCGAACUGCAAUGGCUGGGAUUUGAAAGCUAAUCCAGGGAUUGUUUUCACCCCAUUCUCUGCUUAGCCAGGGGAACUACCCGCAACUACAUAACAGCAGAGCCUAGAAUUAAAAUAAGGAUUGAACAUUGCUAAGGUUAAUGCAGACAUUCAAAGUUGUUACAGUCAAUGGGGCUUUUGGAACAACUAGAGCUGGGAGAUGUUUUUCGGCCAAAAGUUUUUUGGGGGGUGAAACGUACCGAUUCCGUGAAACCUUUUGCAGUUUCUUGUCAGUUUCAGAAGAUGGUUUCGGUUGGGAAAAACCCUAAAAUCAAUCCCAAAAAAGUGAAAAUGCUUCACAGUUCUGAUUGAAAAUGGCGGCUUGUUUCAAAAUCUCCCUUGGUUUGAUUGAAAUAACUCAAAAGCAUGAAAAAAGCCAAUCAAGGCUCAGAAUCAAAACAAAACAUUUUCUUUGACCCCAGACAGGAUUUUUUUUCAACUUUUGAUUUGCCGAAAAUUUCAUAAACGUUCAAUUUUGAUCACAAAACCUGAUUUUUUUUUUUUUCCUCUCCAAUUUUUCAGAUCUGCCAGUGAACCGAAAUCUCCAUUAUUCACCCAGAAAUAAGCAAUAGGCAAAGGGGAGGGAAGGGAAAUGAAAUCUACACUACUCUGGGGUCCGAACUCUUGGGGCUUGAGUGGGAUCUUCCUUUCCCUGGGGGCAAGUUAUUCCAGGAUUGUCUACCUGGGGGGAGAGAGGGUUGAUCUGCCUUUCUCUGAAGCAGCUGGGAUGGUCACUGAUAGAGGUGGGAUACCAGGGUAGGUGGGGCCCACUGCUCUGCUCUGGGGCAGCUGUUCCUGUGUCCUGCACUGUGUGAUUCUGCCAGCUAUGGAAGAGGACCCAUGAAAUCUGACGUUGCUACUGCUCUGGACUGGGCAGAGAUGCCAUGGGGAGGACCGGAUAUUAAAAUCAAGGAUCGGGUCCCUCUAACAGCAAGCAGGGUGGAGGUCUUAGGCCAUGGCUGGUGCUCAGAGAUACUACCACAAUCUGGAUAAUAAAUAUCGUUAAUUUACGACUCAUAUGGUGCAUAGAGAUGACGUCGGAACAAAUUUAUUCCCCUCGGAAGAGAUCAGGGUUGUAUUUCUGCUUUAAAAUAUUUGAAUCCGUUUCGGAGGCUGUUAGGGAAAUGGGAUGGAAUUCCACGCCUCCCACAUUUGUUCCACUCCCUGACCCCAGUGAAAUUUGAAAUUAUAAUGGACUUUUGGGGUUUUUUUGGUUGAAAACUUU
Messenger RNA from Dermochelys coriacea (leatherback sea turtle), 9780 nucleotides. RefSeq lists its product as uncharacterized. Bases 267 to 7286 code for a protein of 2339 amino acids. The record is from RefSeq and is a predicted model, not a curated record. Gene Ontology annotation, biological process: regulation of DNA-templated transcription. NCBI's taxonomy places the organism in Eukaryota, Metazoa, Chordata, Testudines, Dermochelyidae. The transcript has 21 exons.